Molecule: messenger RNA, 717 nt
Organism: Gryllus bimaculatus (two-spotted cricket)
Lineage: Eukaryota; Metazoa; Arthropoda; Insecta; Orthoptera; Gryllidae
Source: the annotation of a GenBank genome assembly
AUGGAGCAGGAAGGAAGGAAGGAGGAGGCGGAGUGGGCGGGGAAGGAGCGAAAGCAAGAGCCAGCCAAAAGGACCGAAAGGGGUGAGAGGGGCCGGUGGCGUGGCGUGGCGUGGCGUGGCGAGGCGAUCGUGGGCGGCGGCAACGCGGGCCCGGGGGCGUGGCCGUGGCAGGCGGCGCUCUACAAGGAGGGCGAGUUCCAGUGCGGGGCCACCCUCAUCUCCAGCCGAUGGCUCGUGUCCGCGGGUCACUGCUUCUACCACUCGCAGGACGACUACUGGGUGGCGCGGCUGGGCGCGCUACGGCGCGGCACGGCGCUGCCGUCGCCCUACGAGCAGCAGCGGCCCAUCGCGCGCGUGCUGCUGCACCCGGGCUACGUGGACGCGGGCUUCGUCAACGACAUCUCCCUGCUGCGCAUGCGCGAGCCCGUCGCCUUCAGCGACUACGUGCGCCCCAUCUGCCUGCCGCCCGCGGGCACCGAACUGCGCGACGGCCGCUUGUGCACCGUUGUCGGCUGGGGGCAGCUCUUCGAGGUCGGACGCAUUUUCCCCGACACGCUCCAGGAAGUGGCGCUGCCCGUCAUCUCGACGGCGGAGUGCCGCAAGCGGACGCUGUUCCUGCCGCUAUACCGCGUCACCGACAACAUGUUCUGCGCGGGCUACGACCGGGGCGGCCGCGACGCCUGCCUCGGCGACUCGGGCGGCCCGCUCAUGUGCCAG